Molecule: messenger RNA, 165 nt
Organism: Sphaeroforma arctica JP610
Lineage: Eukaryota; Ichthyosporea; Ichthyophonida
Exons: 1
Source: RefSeq, a predicted model, not a curated record
GACAAAUGCGGUUACAAAGAAUUUACAGUGGGUGCAUGGGAGGACUUACCUGACCAACCGGGAGUGCGAAAACGGGACUUAACGUUUAUUACUCCGUUGGCAAAGAAUAGUUUUGGCCCUACGGAAGCCCCAGUCGAGAUGGAGCAGUAUCUACUGGUUGAGUGA